CGUGGGCCAUUGCGUCACCUGAUAUCGACAGCUGGCCUGUAUCCAAGUCGGCCUUUACAAUAUCACACUAUCUUAACCUAUUCAUCGUCACGAAGGGCCCGUCCCCUCACUUCCCUAAACAUAUCAUAUGCCGACGUUAGGAUCGUUAGGAUUUCUUAAGAAGAAGCGGACGAAAGAGGACAAGCCAGACCCUGCUUCCAGCCAGCCCACGAGUCCUGUUACACCAAUCACCCCGACAUCCUCGAGGACAUUCGGGUCGAGCUCCCUGACCACCGUCCCAACACAUAGUACAACCGCGACGAGCAUAGCUUCCCAAUCGCAACCGACGACGCAAAGUACUCAGGAGGCACCAGCUUCUGCUGGUGGGGGGGCACAAAUGAAUCCACCAGCAGCCCAAGCCGUUCCUUACGGGAUCCAGCCUUCUCUGAGCCCCGCGCAGACGGGAACACCGCAAAAUCUACCGAGUAUCAAUAACCUAAUCAACCUACCGCAAAAUGACGGUCACCCCGGAGCGCCCCCAACGCAACAUCAACAACACCAAUCACAACCUUCCGAGGUUAGGGUGACGAAGGGAAAGUACUCGCUUACCGACUUCGAUCUCCUCCGGACGCUCGGCACGGGAAGUUUUGGGCGUGUUCAUUUGGUCCAGUCGAAACACAAUCAACGAUUUUAUGCCAUUAAGGUUUUAAAGAAGGCCCAAGUUGUCAAGAUGAAGCAGGUGGAACACACCAAUGAUGAACGGCGGAUGCUUGGUGAGGUUAAACAUCCAUUCCUCAUCACUCUAUGGGGAACCUUUCAAGACCCGAAGAAUCUGUAUAUGGUUAUGGAUUUUGUUGAAGGUGGCGAGUUGUUCUCUUUGCUGAGGAAAUCAGGCCGAUUUCCAAACCCGGUGGCUAAAUUUUAUGCCGCAGAAGUCACUCUCGCCCUUGAAUACCUACAUACAAGAAAUAUCAUUUAUAGGGAUCUAAAACCCGAAAAUUUACUCCUGGACCGCCACGGGCACCUCAAAAUAACAGAUUUUGGCUUUGCCAAAAGGGUUCCGGAUAAGACAUGGACCUUGUGUGGGACUCCGGACUACUUAGCACCAGAAGUGGUUUCUAACAAGGGUUAUAACAAAUCGGUCGACUGGUGGUCUCUGGGCAUCUUAAUCUACGAGAUGCUUUGCGGCUACACACCGUUUUGGGAUAGUGGUUCGCCGAUGAAAAUCUACGAAAAUAUCCUAAGGGGCAAAGUCAAGUAUCCGGCGUAUGUCCAUCCUGACGCUCAGAACUUACUAGAGCUUCUUAUCACGCCAGAUUUGACAAAGCGGUUGGGCAACCUCUAUGGAGGAUCACAAGAUGUGAAAACCCACCCGUGGUUCGCAGAGGUUACAUGGGACAGAUUAUCGAGAAAAGAUAUUGAUGCUCCAUACACACCCCCGGUUAAGGCCGGUGCUGGUGACGCAAGCCAAUUCGAUAGGUACCCCGAAGAAACAGAGAAGUAUGGCCAGCCGGGGAAUGACGAGUAUGGGUACCUGUUCUCUGAUUUCUGAUAAGCCGGUGGACUUGUUCUAUAAGUGAGUACUAUUAGGCGAGGCGCAUUGCAGGUUCUUAGAUCAGGGCCUAUCAGCUGGGCUAGACUUGGGCAAAGGUUCAAUUUGUUGCUUUGUCUUUUAUGGACACCUUGAAAAGAAGUGACAGUAGUGGCUCUUAUGGCGUAAAAUCGUGUCGAACGCGAUGGCACAUGCUUGAAAAGGGUGAUGGGUGAGGCGCGCGACUUCGCAUCUUGGACGAAAAGUUGUGAGGUUGUCAUAAGGCUCAAGGCAAAUAAAAAAGGGGGGCCUAAUAUGGAAUUGGGUGUCAACCUAGCCUUGGAAAUUCUACAUACGAACAUUAUAGGUUAACAGACUAAAGACUCGAAUGCCGUGGUUCGUAAAGACUGUAUUAUGCCACGA
Molecule: messenger RNA, 1933 nt
Organism: Daldinia loculata
Lineage: Eukaryota; Fungi; Ascomycota; Sordariomycetes; Xylariales; Hypoxylaceae
Product: Pkinase-domain-containing protein
Exons: 5
Coding region: 128-1531 (467 amino acids)
Biological process (GO): peptidyl-serine phosphorylation
Cellular component (GO): cAMP-dependent protein kinase complex; nucleus
Molecular function (GO): cAMP-dependent protein kinase activity; ATP binding
Source: RefSeq, a predicted model, not a curated record